GUGAGCUCGAAGCCUUCCCUUUUAUCACCGUAACGAAUCGAUUUACCGGCGUCUCUCAUCGGUUACCCGGCGGCGGCGGAAUCCAACACAUCGCCGGCGUUUCUUGCUCUCCCUCACCGAUUACUUUUCAUGUGUAAGAAAUCUUCGCCGCGAUCACCCCCUCGAAUGAGACGCCCCACACCUGUUCCCGAUUAUUGGCGUCAUAAUCUGAUCUAAAGUUCUUUUAACUAGCCAUUCCCGAACUUUUUUUUUGAUGAUUCAGAUCUGGCAAGCGUAUCUGGUUCUUACUUGCUGUCAUUGAUUUUCCCAGUUUAGUAAUUCGGAAACCCUCCCUCAGGUCAGGUUUGGUGUUGUUGAGCUCGAGAUGAGCUCUCGAGCUGGGAAAUCGACUUAUCGGGACCGGACUCAGGAAUUUGUCAAGGCUGUUGAGAGCUUAAAGAAGACAGCUCCACCUGCACCAGAAGUACCAAGCCUUAGUGAUGCAUUGAGCUUGGAUAGUUAUAAUUCGGCUGCCUCAAACCAGUCGGAGUUCAACAAGAGAGCUUCCAGAAUUGGGCUGGAGAUUCAUCAGGCAUCCCAAAAGCUUGCUAAGCUCGCAAAAUUGGCAAAAAGGACAUCAGUGUUUGAUGACCCAAGUGUUGAGAUUCAACAACUCACAACAGUUAUCAAACAGGACAUUACCGCUUUAAAUUCUGCAGUUGUUGAUCUGCAACUCCUCUGUAAUUCACAAAAUGAAAAUGGAAAUAUGUCCAGAGAUUCUUCAAGUCACUCAACAAAUGUGGUUGAUAAUUUAAAGAAUCGUUUGAUGAAAGCAACAAAGGAGUUUAAAGACAUUUUAACCAUGCGGACUGAGAACUUCAAGGUUCAUGAAAACAGAAGACAGAUGUUUUCCUCGUCAGCCUCAGAGGAUUCAAGCAAUCCUUUCCUUCGACAACGCCCACUGGCUUCCAGGGGACAUAAUGACUCUUCUGCUCCCCCAGCACCAUGGGAAAGUGGCUCAAGCAAUUCUUCUACCUUGUUUCUCAGAAGGACAAGUACAGACCCUUCCUCAUCAACUAAACCUUUGAUCCAACAGCAGCAGCAACAAAUGGCUGCCGUGCAGGACAGCUACAUGAACACCAGAUCAGAAGCACUUCACGGUGUCGAAUCUACAAUUCAUGAACUCAGCAAUAUUUUUACACAACUCGCUACAAUGGUCUCGCAACAGGGAGAGCUUGCACUCAGGAUCGAUGAAAACAUGGACGACACAUUGGCGAAUGUCGAAGGAGCUCAAAGUCAACUGCUCAAGAAUCUCUCGAGAAUAUCUUCCAACAGAUGGCUGAUGAUUAAGAUAUUCUUUGUGCUUUUGGUCUUCCUCAUGAUCUUCCUUUUUUUUGUCGCUUAGAAUCAUAUUUGCAACUAUAUUUUUUCUCAGUGAUCUUGUUUUCUCUCCUAUUUAUUGGCGAAUUGCCAUAUAAUUCUGUGUGUUAACCACAGAAGUUCAGAAACUACGAAUGAUAUUCGUGAAGUAGAAACAUUUAAUGUGAAAUGUGGUUCAUAGAAAUAUCA
Zingiber officinale is the source of this 1548-nucleotide messenger RNA. RefSeq names its product syntaxin-32-like. NCBI's taxonomy places the organism in Eukaryota, Viridiplantae, Streptophyta, Magnoliopsida, Zingiberales, Zingiberaceae. Gene Ontology annotation, biological process: intracellular protein transport; endoplasmic reticulum to Golgi vesicle-mediated transport; vesicle fusion. The record is from RefSeq and is a predicted model, not a curated record. The transcript has 6 exons. Bases 365 to 1384 code for a protein of 339 amino acids. Gene Ontology annotation, molecular function: SNARE binding; SNAP receptor activity. Gene Ontology annotation, cellular component: endomembrane system; Golgi membrane; SNARE complex.